AUGACAUCCGGAUAUCAUCCAGUCCGCCAUGAACGCGUGAUAAGCGCAGACAGCUUGACUCCUCUCACAGCGGGCGUAGAGCCUCAGCAUGAAAACAACGACAGCAGGCAGUCCUUCCAAUAUGUUGAUAUCAACAGCCUACCAUUACCAUAUCCUGCCGGCGGCGCCGUUCCUCAACAACCAGAUCAAAUACAUCCAGGAGCCCAUCAACAACAGCCUCUCUACGUCGGUGCUGACCAGCAACAGCAACAAUACUAUGACUACCAGUAUAACAACGGCGACUACCAAAACCCCCAGGGACAGUUUGAGGGCGGCGGCAUCCAACAAGUACCCCUUGAAGGCCAGCAAUACCAUGUCGCCCAGGGACACGGACAAGAAGGCUUCAUGUUCCCCCCCGACCCCAAACAAGCCACCACCUUCUCCGUCUCUCCCAUGUCCGCCUCCCCCGCCUCCUGGGAAAAGCAGCAACAAGGCCAUAAUACCAACCGGCAAUCAACCAUGAGCACCUCCUCCUUAAAAUCCGACAAACUCUCCGCCAUCUUCUCCAAAAACGGCACCUGGACCUACGAAACCAUCAGCAUGUUCGUCGCCCUGGGAGCCGUAGCCUCCAUCAUCGCCGUCCUCGCCACCUACGACGGCCAACCUCUACCUUCGUGGCCGCACUGGAUCACGCUCAACGCCGUCAUUGCCAUCUUAGCGACUGUCGCAACAGCCAGCAUGAGCGUCCCGCUUUCCGGCGGACUGGGUCAGCUUAAAUGGAUUCGUUUCAAGCAAGGCCGGGCUCCCCUCAGUGAUAUGGAGAUCUACGAUGAUGCCUCCCGCGGCGCUUUCGGCGCGGUGAACAUGCUUGUUAAGGCAAGGGGCGGGUUCGCGGGGAGUUUUGGCGCGGUGGUGAUGAUCGUUGCGCUUUUCUUGAGUCCGUUUGCGCAGCAGAUUGCGACAUUUCCUACGAGGCUGGUUGAGCAGAAGCCCGGUGGGGAUGGCAGUGAGAUGGCAGGGGCGGUUAAUUAUCGGACUGAAGCGUACGGACUGGCAUUGCAUGGAAAUCAGGAAAAACUCGGGCAGGCGUUCGUGCCCAUCUUACCCAUCAAGGCGGCUGUGUAUAAGGGUCUCUUCGCGGAAGAUGGCAGGCCGUGGAUGGGAUUGCCGUUUAGUUGUUCCACGGGCAACUGCACGUUUCCGCCCAUUGAGACAUUGGGGGUCUGCCAAAAGUGCGUCGAUAUGAGCGAGUAUAUGACGCGGUAUUGUCCCCCUGGCGUUUCGAACGAAGCCGACUGUGGCUGGCAGCUGCCCUCUGGCGCCGCAAGGCUCAAUUCUUCGGCGGAAGUCUUCGGCAUGACCUCCCUUUUCCCAGGGUCCUCCUCCACAAGCGACAGCACGUACAGCACGAUAAUGAAGCUCAUAUUCAUGGGCACCGAAACCAACGCCACGGGUCCUGGCGUCCUAGCACCAUGGGCAACCCAAUGCUCUUUGACCGUCUGCCUGCAGACCUUGUCGUCAAACAUAACCAACGGCUUUCUGCACGAGUCGCACAUCACCGAGCCACUAACAAACGACACCGUCCCCUCCCUCACCUCCCUCGCCGGCAGCAUCAACGCACUCGAACCCCUAACGAUCCAAUCCCCCACCAACUCUUCUUUGGUUUACAGCAUGUCCAUGGAAUCGAUCCUGGCCAUGCAAUCCUGGUUCUCGCGCCUCUUCGCCAACGGCACCGCCUCCCGUAACUCUCAAUACAUCAACCAGACCAUCUCCGACUUACCUUCCUUGAACUCCUCGCCCAACGUCGUCGUCAACCUCACCGUCGGUAUUUCCUCGGGAGAAACGUUCUUCGACACAGACAUCGUCCAAGCUUUUUACUGGAACUAUUACGAAUACCCGGCCCCCUCAAACCCGCAAAAGGGGUUGGAGAUGCUCAUGUCCGACCUAGCCAUUUCUUUGACGUCCACUUUCCGGACUUUGGUCGGGGUACCCAUAAACGGCACUUCCUUAAGUUAUGAAACGUUCGUGUCGGUAAGGUGGGGCUUCGUGGCGCUGCCUGUCACGGCGGUGAUCCUGGCUGCGAUUUUCUUGGGGUUGGCGGCUUGGGAGACGAAGCGGAGCGGGGCGAGUUUGUGGAAGACGAGCGCGCUGGCCAUGUUGUUCCAUGGUCUUGAUGAGGAUGCGAGGGAACGGUUUGAGGAUUUGAGGAGCUUGGAGGCCAAGAAGAGGGAGAGUAGGAAUGUCAAGGUUAGACUUAGUGCGGAGGUGGGGAGUUUGGAUGGGAAGGGCGGGACGCUAAAGAUUGAUGCGCCUGGGGGUUAUGAGUAG
Molecule: messenger RNA, 2307 nt
Organism: Sordaria macrospora k-hell
Lineage: Eukaryota; Fungi; Ascomycota; Sordariomycetes; Sordariales; Sordariaceae
Source: RefSeq, a predicted model, not a curated record